ACGAAUUAUUUUCCUUGGUUAACAAUAAUUGUAAUUUUGCCAAUAUUUGCAGGUUCCUUAAUUUUUUUUCUUCCCCAUAGAGGAAAUAGGGUCAUCCGUUGGUAUACUAUAUUUAUAUGUAUUUUCGAACUCCUUCUAACGGCCUAUACAUUCUGUUAUCAUUUCCAAACAGAUGAUCCAUUAAUCCAACUGAUGGAGGAUUAUAAAUGGAUACAGUUGUUUGAUUUCCAUUGGAGAUUAGGAAUAGAUGGACUUUCUAUAGGACCUAUUUUACUAACGGGAUUCAUCACCACUUUAGCGACUUUAGCAGCUUGGCCGGUUACUCGGGAUUCUCGGUUAUUUAAUUUCCUGAUGUUAGCGAUGUACAGUGCUCAAAUAGGAUUAUUUUCUUCUCGAGACCUUUUACUUUUUUUCAUUAUGUGGGAGUUAGAAUUAAUUCCUGUUUAUCUACUUCUAUCUAUGUGGGGAGGAAAGAAACGUCUGUACUCGGCUACAAAAUUUAUUUUGUAUACGGCGGGGGGUUCUAUUUUUCUCUUAAUGGGAGUUUUGGGUAUCGGUUUAUAUGGUUCUAAUGAACCAACAUUAAAUUUUGAAACAUCAGCCAAUCAGUCGUAUCCUCUUCCCUUGGAAAUAAUAUUCUAUAUUGGAUUUUUUAUUGCUUUUGCUGUGAAAUUGCCUAUUAUACCCCUACAUACAUGGUUACCAGAUACCCACGGGGAAGCACAUUACAGCACUUGUAUGCUUCUAGCCGGAAUCUUAUUAAAAAUGGGAGCAUAUGGGCUGGUUCGGAUCAAUAUGGAAUUAUUAUCUCACGCCCAUUCUAUAUUUUCGCCCUGGUUACUGAUAGUAGGCACAAUACAAAUAAUCUAUGCAGCUUCAACAUCUCUUGGCCAACGUAAUUUAAAAAAAAGAAUAGCUUAUUCUUCCGUAUCUCAUAUGGGUUUCAUAAUUAUAGGAAUUGGUUCUAUAACUGAUACCGGACUCAAUGGAGCUCUUUUACAAAUAAUCUCUCAUGGAUUUAUUGGUGCUGCACUUUUUUUCUUGGCAGGUACGACUUAUGAUAGAAUACGUCUUGUUUACCUUGACGAAAUGGGCGGAAUAGCUAUCCUAAUGCCAAAAAUAUUCACGAUAUUUAGUACCUUUUCCAUGGCGUCCCUUGCAUUACCGGGUAUGAGUGGUUUUGUUGCCGAAUUGAUAGUAUUUUUUGGAAUAAUUACCAGCCAAAAAUAUCUUUUAAUGCCAAAAAUACUAAUUACUUUUGUAAUGGCAAUUGGAAUGAUAUUAACUCCUAUUUAUUCAUUAUCUAUGUCACGCCAGAUGUUCUAUGGAUACAAGUUCUUUAAUAUUCCAAACUCUUAUUUUUUUGAUUCUGGACCACGCGAGUUAUUUCUUUCGAUUUCUCUAUUUUUACCCGUACUCGGCAUUGGCAUGUACCCCGAUUUCAUUUUUUCACUGUCAGUUGACAAAGUCGAAGUUAUUCUAUCUAACUCUUUUUCUAAAUAG
Molecule: messenger RNA, 1503 nt
Organism: Coffea arabica (coffee)
Lineage: Eukaryota; Viridiplantae; Streptophyta; Magnoliopsida; Gentianales; Rubiaceae
Source: the annotation of a RefSeq genome assembly